CUGCCUACUUCCGCCUCCGCCUCUUUGGCCAGGCCGCCCUGCGCGGCUGGAGACGGGGCGGGCGCUGGAGCCUGUAUCCCGGAAAGGCUUUCCCCGGCCGCCUCUCGCCCGCCCCUUCCCUUCCCGCCGCCCUCAGCCUCCUCGGCAGACGCCAACGGGGAGGGGGCCCUUUUCUCCGGGAGGGCGCGAAAUGGUCUUCCGGGAAGAGGCCCCCCUUCGAGCGCUAUCUUCCUAUGAUUGCUUCAGAGAUGUGAUACACAGAACAUACAGGUUUCAUGGUCAUCUUUAAGAAGUAAGGGGCAACCACUUAAAGAAUGAGGAAACUUAACGAAAAUGCUUGAAGAUCAGAACCACUGGGAAGUCUGUUGAUUGCUAUUUCCUGAGUGUCUUGAAGACAUAACAUCCAUCAGGCAUGGCGCAGGGCAGCCUGCAGCUUGAUAUGCAAGUACUCCAUGACCUACGGCAACGUUUCCCUGAGAUUCCAGAAGGCGUGGUAUCUCAGUGCAUGCUCCAGAAUAACAACAAUCUUGAUGCUUGUUGUCGAGUUCUUGCACAAGAGAGUAACAAAUACCUGUAUAUGGAGUACCAUAGCCCAGAUGACACCCGAAUGAACAAGAACCGCCUACUGCAUAUUAACCUAGGCAUUCAUCCUCAUGCCAGUUAUCAUGGAGGGGAUGGAGCUCAACUUAACGGUGGCCGUACACUGGUACACAGUUCAAGUGAUGGACAUAUUGAUCCACAACGCACAGGAGGUAAACAGCUAAUAUGUUUAGUGCAAGAACCACAUUCUGCUCCAGCCGUUGUGGCAGCUUCUCCCAACUACAAUCCAUUUUUUAUGAAUGACCAGAAUAGAAAUGCAGCUACACCUCCUCCACAACCACCUCAGCAACCUUCUUCCAUGCAACCUGGAAUGAGUACAUCUGCUAUGCAAGGCCCUCCUCCUCCUCCUACAUAUAUGCACAUACCUCGGUACAGCACAAAUCCUAUAACUGUUACAGUGUCCCAAAACCUCCCUUCUGGACAGACUGUACCCAGAGCUUUACAAAUUCUUCCCCCAAUUCCAAGCAAUCCUUAUGGGAAUCCUGGCUCUCUCUACAUAAGACAGACGUCUCAAAGUUCAUCAGGCCGACAGACUCCGACUCAAAGUGCACAGUGGCAUCAUUCAUCGCCACAAGGUCCAGUUCCACAUUACAGUCCGCAUCCACUACCUGUCUACCCACACCAACAGAAUUAUCAGCCGUCUCAGUAUUCGCCAAAACAGCCCCAGAUUCCUCAGUCCCCUUUUCGAUCGCCACCUACUUCUCAAUGUCCUUCCCCUUUUGGCUCACCUCAGCAUCAAGUUCAGCCGACCCAACUAGGCCAUCAGAGUUCCCAUGUGUUUAUGCCUCCCAGUCCUUCAGCUGUUCUACCCCAUCCAUAUCAACAAACCCCCCAAACUUAUCAAAAGCCAGGUGGACACUCAGUAUCUUAUCUCCCAUAUGGCGGACCUAGUUUAUCUAAAGGCUCAAUGAACAAGAUAGAAAUUACGGUUGAGCCACCACAAAGACCUGGGACUGCAAUGAAUAGGAGCCCUUCACCUAUAGGUAGCCAACCGUCCCAAAGGAAUCAGCAUCCACUGUAUGCACCUGGUACGCCUCCUUCCAGUUCUCCUUCCAGAAGUAUGUCAGGCCAACCAAAACCUCCCUAUAGUGUUAAUCCUGUAUAUAUAACGUACACACAGCCAACUGGAUCUCCAGGUGUACUUACACAGUCCCCCCGAGUCAUGGUAUCUCAGCCAAAUCCAGCAGUUUUUAAAAUCACUGUAGGCCGUGCACCAGCUGAGAACCUUUUAAAUUUAGUGGACCAAGAAGAGCGUUCUGCAGCACCAGAACCUAUUCAGCCCAUUUCGGUUGUACCAGGAUCUGGAGGUGAAAGAGGAAGCCAUAAGUACCAGAGGAGUUCCAGUUCUGGAUCUGAUGACUAUGCUUAUACUCAAGCCUUAUUGUUACAUCAACGUGCAAGGAUGGAGAGGUUAGCAAAAGAACUGAAGUUUGAAAAUGAGGAACUUGAGAAGCUUAAAGGUGAAGUGAAUGGCAUGGAGCAUGAUCUUAUGCAACGGCGUUUGAGAAGAGUGAGUUGCACAACCUCAAUCCCAACACCUGAGGAGAUGACCAGAUUGAGAAGUGUGAACAGACAGCUUCAGAUAAAUGUUGACUGCACUCAAAAGGAAAUUGACCUCCUUCAGUCUAGAGGGAAACUUGAUCCGAAAGCCAUGAGUAACUUUUAUGAUAAUUUAGAGCCAGGUCCUGUUGUGCCACCAAAGCCAUGUAAAAAAGACCACCAGAGCAGUUCCAAGCAAGCUCCGCGAACACAGCCAAGAGAUGAAGACUUUGAAGGAGCUCCAUGGAACUGUGACAGCUGUACGUUUUUGAACCAUCCAGCACUGAAUCGUUGCGAGCAGUGCGAGAUGCCACGGUAUGCCUGAACCCGUACUGCUUUGGAUUAAAUCCCAUCUGCUUUGGAUUGAAAAUGGGCUCUGGAGCACACAGCCAUAGAAGGAGAUGUGGGGUACCUUUCAGUCCAUCUAUCAGGCAUUUGCAAGCCAAUCAUUUUCAAAUUACAAGGGAGCUAUCCCCCCUUCCAUUCAUGCUGCACUAAAGAUUAGUUCGGGGGGGAAAUACUCUUAUCCUACUGUGGUUAGCAAGACUGAAAGGACAUCCUAUAUCCAAAACAGAUCUGCUCUGUGAAGAAUGUAUACAGGAAAGCAGGUGAUUGCUGCUGUUCUAGCCCUUAUAAUUACAUUUGCUGGUAGUAGCUGUUAUAUAUAUAUUUUUUAUAAGCAUUGAACCUUGUGGUGUGAAGUGUUACAGAUAUCCAGACAAACUGUGAAGAACCAGAGCUGUUAAUCUGGUCACAGCAAGCUGGGAAACAAAAGCGCCCUGUGCUUCCAGAUUGUAAACUACUGAAGGGGGGGGGGGUAUCAAAGAGCAAAAAAGGGGGGUAUUCAAAAAUGCUGCUUUUUCAGGGUAAUUUAAGUCUAAAUAAUUGCUGUUUUGAAAUUGUGAAUCAUGGUGAGGAGGGAGAAGUACUGUAUGAGCCUUAUUUAUCUAGUACAAUCAGAGGUGAUUUUACAAUCCCUUUUGCUUGUACAGCGCUCACCAAGACUUGUUAACACUGGUAACUAAGUAAUUAUACCAUAUAACAGGUAUGCAUGCUUUUAUUAGGCCUUUGUGUUUUAAAGCUAAAAGUAAAGUAUGCUUUUAUAAACAACGUUCCCUUAAAACUGUGCUUGACAGUAGAGCGAACGUAUGCCAAAUGCAGAACUAUUCCAAAUUCUCUUUGGAAAACUUGAGCUCAUCCAUCAUUAUGUAUGAGAAGUGUUUGCACCCUGUUCCUUAGGCCUUUCAGCUUCCAAUUAUGUGAAGAAUCCAUGAUGUUUACAGCACAGAUGGUACUUUGUGCCCCCAUUCUGAUUUAGCUGAAAUAUUUGCUUAUCAACAAAGGUUUAUUUGCACAUUGUUAAUAAACCGGCCUGCAUUAACUGGUAUGAGUGGCAGAUCUUGAAAUGCAUUUUUUAUUUCAAAUUUGGUCAAUGGAUGGAUGCCAAAAACACACAAAAUGUGAUUACAUACAUACAUUUAUGCAUCUGGUUAUGAUAAAGAUGAUGUUGGGUUUAUUUGAGUGCUUCAGGUUGCUGAAAUAAAGUUCUAAUUUUGUAAAGUCUUGUAGGUUUUGAAAUUGAGAGUCAUUUUAAAAUAAAACCAUGCAAGAGCAGUCACAAUUGUUUUCUCCCCUCUAAUAAUGGUAUGUUUAAUUUCUUAUACAUUUAAAUCAUACUGCUGCAAAACCUUGUAACAUUUGCAAGAAGGAAUGUUUCACAUCUUGCCCAUGUAGAUGUUUUUGUCAUCAGUUGGUAUGCACAAGUGAUAGAUGUUUGUUGUUCAAAGUGGAAUUUAUUGGGUGUGAUGCUGACAUACAAGUUUAAAUCUUUCUGAAGCAAUACAGCAUCAAGGAGCACAAUGAUAUGAAAGUAAUCGGUAUUGAGAUUGUCUUUAAUUCUACAUCAUUACAAAUGUGACUUUUGAAUGUCCAAGGAAAGUUUUGAGAAUUCUGCUGCCCCUCCUUCCGAGUUAAAAUAUCAGGUUAUAUUUUCCCUUUAUAAUAUGGGAAAACAAAGCAAUGAAGUAUUUCAUUGUUUUGUUUCUCACGAUUCAGUUACUUAAUAUUUUGUUUGCAGUAGCUCAGUGGCAAUUGUUAUAUUUUCAUAUUGAUGCAUUUGCCCCUUUUUAGCAGGUUCUGUUUGGCACUUCUUUCUGCUGCCAUUGCAAAUAAAUCAUAGUAAUUAACUAAAGAGUAGAAGUGUGUUUGAAAGGUAUGCACCAUUUUUUCACAUUAACAUGGCUGAGGGAUUUUGGUUGGGGAGGGGAUAUUUACAAGUAUUGCAUGCAACCUAUCAAGUGUGGCGGCAUUUCAUCUUAUUUGUGUGUGCUUUCUGGAGUCUGGCAGCAUAAUCCGAAUUCCUGUAAGGCCUUUGGUCUAUGCAUGUAGCACUGGACAUAGAUGCCUGCCCAUUUUCAUACUGUGAGGGAGGACUACUCAUCACAUGAGAAUUGCUCCACUAUGUGUCCACAAUGUCCACUGAUUCAUAGAGGACAACAGGACAGACAAAAAAGUAUUCAAGUACUGACUGCUGGAUCUGUAAAGUCAUUCUUAUGGAGACCCAUUUCCCUUUUACUCUCAGUUUAGUUGGCAGAGUAGAAGACAAAAUCACACACUUUGUGGUGGGAAAAACAGUAGGUAGUAGUCAUGUUGUUUCAAAGGAAAAAGAAAUGUCAGUUACUGAUAUUUGUUAUUUGUGCAAAAACUGUUGUAUAUGUUUACUUGUAAAUAUCCUUUCAUGCUGUAAUAUUGAUGAUAGCAGUGGAGUUAAUUUUAUUCGUAUGAGUUGUGUAUGAAUAUUAGAUAUCAACUUACACUUGGAAGCCACGUGGGAAUAGAUGGUCCCAGCCAAAGUGGGUUUAGGAUAUGCCAGAGUAAACAUUCAUUGCAUAUAAAGUUCCAUUCAUACAUUAACUCCUUAUAUCGCUUGACAAUAGAAAAUGCACUGCGAUGUAUUCAACUUUGGAAUGUGCACAUCUUAGUGGUGGGAUUUUGAGGCCAUCAUGAUUUUUAAAAAUGCACUACUUUGUAAUAAUUGCUGACCUUUUCCCUGCCCAUUGUACUUGAGUGACCUGUUUCGAUGCUCUCGAAAACAAUUGUGUUUAUAAAUGCCUAUUUUAUAUUUAACCACUGUUAAGAUGCUCCCCUUUCCCAUAUAAAAUACAAAGUCCCCUCUAAGAUCUAGUAAAUAGAAUAGCUUGUAGAAGAUUGGAAUAUAGAAAACCAAAAUAAAAUCUAGUUCUUGCAUAAACGAUUGAACCUCCAAGCUAGCUUGUUUGUGUAGGGAGGGGAUAAGAAGUAAGAGGAAUUGUUUGUGAAAUAGAUCAAAUGGAGAAGUGUGCUUGUGUGUCUGUGGUAUGUAUGUAUUUUUCCUUAUGGAAAUGUAUGACACAAGUAUAAUUUUUAAAGAGCUGGUCUCAGUCACACAACAAGGUUGUUUUCUCUCAAUUUCUGUAUGUUCCAGUUAUGUGCUCUUCUUUCAUCACCCUCAUCUGUUCAUUUAUAAACUUAUUUACAAUGAAAUUAUGGGAUAAAAUCAAACAUGAAAAGAUUAAAUAAGUUUAUUAAUGGGAUUGUUUCCUUGAGUUUGCAGGCUUUUAACUCAAGAAAAAAGUUAGCAUAGCUUGAAAUGUGGAAUCAGUUUACAAUCUAGUUUGUUGCAGCCAGAUGGGCUCUCAUUUCCUCUGUUAUCUGCUAAGAUGCAAUGAAUUACAGAGAUGACAAUGUACACAGAAAUAAAUGCACAUUAUAGUCAA
Anolis sagrei ordinatus is the source of this 5894-nucleotide messenger RNA. It is a transcript of the gene TAB3, whose product is annotated as TGF-beta activated kinase 1 (MAP3K7) binding protein 3. Gene Ontology annotation, biological process: positive regulation of canonical NF-kappaB signal transduction. The record is from RefSeq and is a predicted model, not a curated record. Gene Ontology annotation, cellular component: extracellular exosome. Lineage: Eukaryota; Metazoa; Chordata; Lepidosauria; Squamata; Anolidae. Gene Ontology annotation, molecular function: ubiquitin binding.